UGAUAGUUGUUAAGUUCAUUUUAUUUACUGAUUUCCAUUAUUCGUGAUAGUGUACAAUGUAUUGUGGGCUUAUGUAUACUGUCUUACGGGCCUGUUUUGUAUCUUUAGUCCUACCCAUCUCUCUUCUUCAAAUACUACGUAGUACGUAGUAUAAUAUAUUGAAUUACAUACUGGGUUUUCAUAUCGUUAACAUGGUAUCAGACAGUUGCCUUUAAUUGCACCCCUGACCGAUCAAUUUCUUCUCUCCCCAGUCCACCAUCAUGGUUGAAACCGAUCACUCUCUUCCCUAUGCCACCCUUAUUCUGUUAUUCACAUGAUCACUGUUAAGCGUUCUUCUACCAAUUAUCUUCUAUGGCGGCAUCAAGUUGAAACCCUUCUUCAAUUUGAGGAUCUUUGUGGGUACCUUGACAGUUCCAUACCACCCCUGCCCCAUGACUCUUCCGACGCCUCCUCUGCUCAAGAUGUGAAUGAUUGGAUUACGCAAGAUCGCUGUCUUCACAUUCUUCUCCUCUCCUCUCUUUCUGAAGAAGCUAUGUCUGAAACCUUGGUUGCAAAACUGCUGCGGAUGUUUGUACUGCCCUUGAAAAGGCAUAUGCUCUUCAGUCUAAAGUCCGUGAAACUCAAUUAAUGCAUGAACUUUAGACACUCUGUCGUGAUUCUCUUUCAGUUGACGAAUACCUAACUAUGGCAACAUGUCCUCUGAAUUAAUUUGGAUUCUUCGAUCACGUUCUUCGUGAAUUGAGUGUUCCACUCACCACAUCCCAUAUGUUGCGUAUGCGAUAAUAAAAGUUCUUUUUUCCGUCUCAGAAUCCUGUCGCUCACAAACGCGCCAAACAUAUUGAUAUAGAUUAUCAUUUUGUUGGGGAGUUAGUUUCUGCCGGCAAGCUAC
Molecule: messenger RNA, 889 nt
Organism: Cuscuta epithymum
Lineage: Eukaryota; Viridiplantae; Streptophyta; Magnoliopsida; Solanales; Convolvulaceae
Source: the annotation of a GenBank genome assembly